Molecule: messenger RNA, 1628 nt
Organism: Nezara viridula (southern green stink bug)
Lineage: Eukaryota; Metazoa; Arthropoda; Insecta; Hemiptera; Pentatomidae
Source: the annotation of a GenBank genome assembly
AUCAGCCAGUCAAACAACACAGACCUACUCGACAUGAACAAGUUGGUGGUGUUGUUUUGCGUUGCCUUAGCAAGGAAUAGCUUGGCUAGCCUAGGGCAUAAUGAAGUUUCUCUCAGUUACGGUGCUCCAGCAGCACUUAGCACCCUCACAGGCUCAGCCUGGACCGCAACCCAAAGCCACGCUACUGCACCUAUCUGGGCAGCUAAGACAUACAGCCAUGCUGCAGCUGCCCCAGCAAUCUCUACUGCAUCACUUUUGACCGCUAAGACUUACGCUGCAGCACCUGGUCUCGUUACUUCACCACUUUUGACAGCCAGGAAUUAUGCUUCAUCGCCAGUUGUCUCCACAUACGCUUCUGCUGCACCACUGUUGUCAGCUAAGACAAUCGCUGCAGCUCCUGCUUGGACCGCUGCCCCAGCCAUCGCCACCGGUUACGCAGCAGCUCCAGCAAUUGCCACCGGCUACGCUGCAGCUCCAGCAAUUGCCACAGGCUACGCUGUUGCUCAUGGCAUCUCCACCGGAUACGCUGCUGCUCCAAGUAUUGCCACCGGAUAUGCUGCAGGAGCUCCAGUUGUCGCCGCUGCUCCGAUUGCUGCAGUUGCCACAGCUGCACGUCUCGCUACUCCAACCACCUUCACUUCUACUGGAGUUUCCAUCGAAAAGAACAUUCACUAUGGCACUAAAUCUGUUGUAACGGGUUAUACAAGCACCGUCCACAAACCCAACUUUGGUGCUCUUGCCACACCCCUCGAAACUGUUUCAAAACAAUCCGUUAUUGCUGCUGGUAGACAGGUCCAAACUAUUAUUCCUCAGGUAACCAAAGUUGAACCCGAAGUUACCGUAAAGAAAGUUCCUUACGAUGUCCCCGUACCAACCCCUGUGGUAUCUGAAGUCGAGGUUCGCACCCCUGUCGUACGUGGCCCCGCUGUAGCCAUCGCUCCAGCCGUUGCAGCCCCAGCAGUUGCUUCUUAUGCUGCCGCUCCAGCCAUCGCCGCUGCUCCAGCUUGGACUGCCACAAAUACUUAUGCUGCCGCUCCAGCUUGGACUGCAACUAAAACUAUUGCUGCUGCCCCAACUUGGACUGCUACUAAGACCAUUGCUGCCGCUCCAGCAUGGGCUGCUGCCAAGACUUAUGCUGCUGCCCCAGCAUGGACUGCUACUAAAACCAUUUCUGCUGCUCCAGCUUGGACCUCAACUAAGACCAUUGCUGCAGCUCCAGCUUGGGCCGCUGCCAGCACUUAUGCUGCUGCUCCAGCUUGGACUGCAACUAAGACCAUUUCCGCUGCUCCAGCAUGGACAGCUAUUAACACUUACGCCGCCAGCGUCCCAGCCCUAUCUGUUGCACCAGCUCUAAAAGUUGCCACACCAUCAAUUGCCAUUGCACCACAUCUCAACGUAGCUGCAGUCCACACCCCAUCCGUUAUUGACUCAACCCACAUUAAAGCUAAACAGUGGUAGUGAAUUGAAGUUUUUUUGUAUAUAAAGACUGAUAUUGAAUUAUGAACGAUGAUACAGUUCUUAGUUUUGUACAGAUCUAAUGAAUAGAUUUUUUAUGAACCCUAAAUGAUUAAAGUCUCAUAUUUAUGUAGUAAAUAGCAUUUUUAUCAAUCUAAUAACCCCAAACUAGC